AUGGCGCCUGGAGCUUAAUAAUCUCAUCCUUGGAAAACCCUUCCGUCGUCGCAACCAUUACCGUCUCCUCCCUCUCCACCUCCACGUUGUUGUUGUCGGAAAAUCACCAUGAAGGGGCAUCACGUUUUGCUAAGUCCGAGAAGAUUACAUACUGCAUUGGUAGAAGUAAACAGCCAAUUCAAAGAGUGCUCAACAGUCAACGGUGAUCCAGACUAUGAACCAUGUGAUGGUGAAGGAAGGGUGACUUCUGAUAGUGAAAAUGAUGAUCCCUCGGGGUCUGAAGCAAAUCAGGUAAUGUUUCUAUAGGAUGUAGUAUACUUUUUAACAGAUUAAUGUACUUGUACUUGUUUUUGCAUAUACAUGCUCUUUCUAUUAUUUAUGCGACCAUUACAAUGUUGUCUGCUCUCUUUAAUUCAUGCAUUGUUUCUUUUAUGUUUUCAAGUGAAAGAUACAGGUCCAAGAAAGAAGAAGGGUUGUUCUAGUGCACAACUUUUGAAAAAAUCACAAAGAACUCAAGAAGAUGGUGGCAGCCCCCAAGGAGCGACCCAAGCUCAGCUGCUCCCCACAUCAUAUACCGAACAAACUGACAUGUUUUGCAGCCCACAUAUGGUUGCUGGCUGCGUAGACGAUAAUUCUACAGCAACUCCUGCAAUCCCUUCAAGAGUGUCACAAAAUCUCAAACGCAAAAGAGGCCCUACCAAGCUGAAAACAAUUGCUAUAGAUGGAGAUAGUCGGAUUGAAGUUAAGUUUGACGAGAAUGGUCAACCAAUUGGUGAUGGAUCAAUCAAGUUGUCUUCUUUCUUAGGACCUCUAGUUCGAGAGAUUGUACCAUAUACACUUUCAGAUUGGCGAAAGCUUCCUACGGGAAUGGCAGAAAUCCUAUGGCAAUCCGUUAUGGUAAGAUUCAAUCUUCAUGAAGAAUGGCAUAGAGAAAUGGUUUUCCGGAGAAUGAAUGAAGAUUGGAGAGCCUCAAAGUCGACAUUAGUUCGAAAAGUAAGAAAUGCUUCAAAUGAGGAAGAAAGGCUAAAGCUACAGCCUGAUAACAUCAAAUCACUGCAAGAUUGGAAGGAUUUUGUGAAGGAAAAAACUAGUGAACAAUUUGAGGUUAGAAGCGAUAAAUUCAAAGGUAUGAGACAGAAACAGUUGAAAUUGCAGCAUACUAUGAGUCGUAAGGGAUAUGCACGGUUGACUGCUGAGCUGAAAAAGAAAAAAAAUGUGCCGUCCAUAAGUAGAGCUGUUGUUUGGGCUGAUGGACAUAAAAACAAGAACGGUCAACCCGCAAACAAAAAAAUUGCUCAAAAGAUUAAAGAUAUGGAAAGAAUUGAACGGGAUAAACCAAACUCAUCUUUAACUAAUCUGAAAGAAGAUGCUCUUUCUCAAGUGCUUGGUCCUGAGAAGCGUGGCCGGUUAAGAACAUUUGGAAAAGGAGUGACACUAACAAGAUUGGCUAUACUAUCACAAAUGAAUGGUCGGUUUGAUGAACUACGUGAAGAAAAUGUUCAGCUGAAGUCUCAAAUGGCAGAUAUGAAAAAUACAUUCGACGAGUUGAAGAAAAGCCAAGUUCCAAUUUCGGCCACAACUGAAGGAACACAAACUACACCCAUUGUUUCUCCCUCGAAUACCAAGUGCAAGUUGCUAGAUUGGUUGGGGAUGGGAGACGUAGUUGCUGAGGGGCGUUGGUCUUCAAGUGAUCCAAAUGAAACAUGUCAUUGUGUUCCGAUUGGACCUAACGCAAUGAAAGUUUGGGUGGAUGUAGCAAAGAAACCUGAAGUGUUUCUUUGGAGGCCUACAAGUGAUCUGAUCUAUAUCGUCGAUGCUGUGGGAACUACCAUUGCGUGGCCUGCUAGUCAAGUUAUUAUGGACUCUUCGCCGGGGUCGAUUGGUUGAAAGAGAAGAUCGAUAUUUCAUCACUUUUUGUAGAGCCUCAAUGCUCUUUUUUUGUAUGAAGAUCAACAUAGCUGGGAUGAUCCUUUUUUGUAUGAAGACGUAGCUUGGAA
Molecule: messenger RNA, 1997 nt
Organism: Rhododendron vialii
Lineage: Eukaryota; Viridiplantae; Streptophyta; Magnoliopsida; Ericales; Ericaceae
Exons: 11
Coding region: 361-1887 (508 amino acids)
Source: RefSeq, a predicted model, not a curated record